Molecule: messenger RNA, 697 nt
Organism: Topomyia yanbarensis
Lineage: Eukaryota; Metazoa; Arthropoda; Insecta; Diptera; Culicidae
Gene: Gpb5
Product: thyrostimulin beta-5 subunit
Exons: 2
Coding region: 95-574 (159 amino acids)
Biological process (GO): G protein-coupled receptor signaling pathway
Cellular component (GO): cytoplasm; extracellular region
Molecular function (GO): hormone activity
Source: RefSeq, a predicted model, not a curated record
AUGAGUGAAGCGGAUUAGAAUCGAGCAUUUUGGUUGUUUUGAUUCGAUUCGUUUUCGUAACGUAAGUUUGAGUGGGACAAAAUUGUGCACUAUCAUGACAAAAAGCAUUGCGAUAUGGAUCCUGCCGGUGCUUGCUUUAUCGUUAGCUACUAGCGAAAUUUUAGAACGAGACAGAAGAGCUCUCAUGCUAGGCUGCCAUAAAAGAGUGUUCACAUAUCGUGUUUCGCAAACGGACAACAAAGGGCGCGAAUGCUGGGACCACGUGAGUGUUUGGUCCUGCCAUGGUCGGUGUGAUUCAAACGAAAUCUCCGAUUGGAGGUUCCCCUAUAAACGGUCACACCAUCCGGUUUGCGUGCACGCCGGACGCACUAGAUCCGUAGCCACCUUAAGGCACUGUCAUCCGGAAGCCGAUGCAGAGACUAAAUUGUACGAGUACAUGGAACCGAAGUCAUGUAGCUGUCAGACCUGCACCAGCAUGGAUACUAGCUGCGAAGGACCAAAACAGCUCAACACUGAAGCAGUGACCAAAAUAUUCCAGAUCGAAGAGGAAGAGAUCGAGAAUGAAUAUGUUUAAAUUUUGAACCAACAAAAUUACAAAACAUUUGCAAUGGUGGCCAAUAUCUACUUUAGUAUUAUAAUUUGAUGUUGUAAAUAGAUAUAAAUAACUUAUAUCUGAUACUGUGGGAUCGUGCAGUUA